This is a messenger RNA of Hippopotamus amphibius kiboko, 3846 nucleotides long. It is a transcript of the gene ZFP57, whose product is annotated as ZFP57 zinc finger protein. Gene Ontology annotation, biological process: negative regulation of transcription by RNA polymerase II. The record is from RefSeq and is a predicted model, not a curated record. The transcript is spliced from 4 exons. NCBI's taxonomy places the organism in Eukaryota, Metazoa, Chordata, Mammalia, Artiodactyla, Hippopotamidae. Gene Ontology annotation, molecular function: DNA-binding transcription repressor activity, RNA polymerase II-specific. Bases 1 to 1776 code for a protein of 591 amino acids.
AUGUUUUCAGUUGUGAAAGAAGAGAAUUUGGACAGCAGAACAAAAAAGGAAGACAGCCCCCUGGAGCAGAUACCUGUGUCACAGGAGGCCACAUCAAACCCUGGGGCCUUUUCAAAGUCUUUCCAUCUGCUCAGUCACUGGGAGGUAGACAGCCCCAGGAAGGAGCCCAGUCAGCCUUGGAGGCCAGGCCAGGAGUGGAUAAAGCUAGAAAGAGACAGCAUGGAAGAGAAGGUGUUUGACCAGCUGAAGCCAAUCAAACCUGUACAGAAGCUGCUCCUUCAGGUGGACGAGGACUCCCUGAAGGGAGAGUGCUGGUGGAAGGCGUGGGUGAAGAAGCCAGUCACCUCUGAGGAUGUGGCAGUGAAUUUCACCCAGGAAGAGUGGGAAUGUCUAGAUGCCAGUCAGAGGGUCCUCUACAAGGAUGUUAUGUCAGAAACCUUCAGAAAUCUGAUGUCUGUAGAUCUGAUCGCCAAGCUUGAACUGGAAGAGAAACAGUGGAGAGCAGAUCUCUGUCCCCCAAAUGGAGAAGGCCUUCAUUCAGGAGGCAAGAAGGAGGAACUUCAAGAACAGAGUCAGAGUUUGGGAGAUGAGGGAACUGGAGAUAACGAGAAGGUCUCCCUUGCUCGCCGAGGGGCAGGCCCAUCCUGUGCUCCAGCUGGCUCCCUAGACAGGACGUCAGUGUUCCCAGCAUCCCGGGUUGGGCCACUCUUUGCCUGCCAUACCUGUGGCAGGUGCUUCAGCAAGCGCUCCAGCCUCUACCACCACCAGUUUGUUCAUAGUUGCAGCCAGUGUGGGAAGUCCUUCCUGAACCCCAAGGACCUCAGCUACCACCGGCGCAAGCACCUCGGGGAGAGGCCCUUCUGCUGCUCACUCUGUGGCAAGACCUACUGUGAUGCUUCUGGACUGAGCCGUCACCGCCGUGUCCAUCUGGGUUACCGGCCCCAUUCGUGCCCCUCCUGUGGGAAGUGCUUCCGGGACCAGUCUGAGCUCAAACGCCACCAGAAGAUACACCAAGGCCAGGAGCCAGGAGCUGGAAACCAGAAGCAUACUGUGAGGAUUCCAGACACCACAGCCAGAUUCCAGGGGCUGGCAACUGGGAACAGUGCACCAGUGGCUGGGACCCAAGAACCCUCAUUUAAAACCAAGGGUCCUGAGGCUCAGACUCAGCCACCAAUAGACAGGAACCAGGCACCUGCAGCCAAGAACCAGGUAAUCACUGUGAAAGCUCAGCACCCUGUCAUUACAACCCCAAGGCCUGUGACCAGGACCCAGGCAGUCAACAUGAGAGCCGCCUGCCUGGAUACCAAGUCCAACUCUCACCCGGAAAAGCCUUCAAGACUCAAGGUCUUCUCUUGCUCUCAUUGUCCCUUGACUUUUAGCAAGAAAACCUCUCUCUCCAGCCACCAGAAGGCCCACUUCACAGAGCAGUCCAACCGCUGCUUCCACUGUGGCAAGUCCUUUACUUUACUCUCUGGGCUGGUCAGGCACCAGCAGACUCACUGGAAGAAGAAGCUGUACUGUUGCCCUAUCUGCGAUGUCUGCUUUGGGGAGAAAGAGGACCUUUUGGGUCACUGGGGGGGCUACAGGGGCAAGGGGCUCUGCCUGGGCAGUCCCCAUAAAUGCUGGGCCAUCCUGGGUCAGUGGAUUGGCUUUUUCCCUGAUGCCUCCAAUGCAGCAGGGAAGGAAAUGGAUCUUUCUCCUGGAUCCAUACCCUCAGGAGAGAGAAGGAAGGGAGGGGAGAAGGCAGCAGAGAAAAGAAAGCAGAUAAGUCAGUGAAAGUCUUGGAAUGUAAAUAAGUGGCCUUUUGGCCCAAAGUCUUUCUCUGGUUUUCCUGAGGACUGACCUCCAGGCUAAGGAGACUGGGGUAGAGGAAGAGAGAGGUGAAGGAGUACUGAAGGAAAUACAGAAAGGAAAAGGGACAAGAGGUGGCACAUGGAAACUUGUAUUAUUAUUAAUUAGCACCUAGCUUGUUUCUCUGUGUCUGAUACACCAUCAAGUAGUAGUUGUUGAAGAAAACACUCCAAUAGGUGUGAAGAUGCGAGAAAAAGGAUGAGUGAGGGUGAGUCUGAGGGACCCAUCUGGACAAGAUGCAGAAGGGAGGCGUUCUAAAGCAGGCGUGUGGCCCAGUUCUCAACCUUUGCUCCCCUGGCUCCUCGGUAGGCUGCCUGGGCAAGAUGGAGCUCUGGCCGGCAUUCUGUGGGUUUCUUCCCAUCCUGUUUUUGGUUAGAGCUCCUCACGUCCUCACUCUGCAGAUCACUUGGCUCUCUCUUGGAUGUUUUGGACUUUUCCCACUCCUUCCCAGCAGGGCUGAGAUCUUGGAAGAAACAGUCACCAUUUGCAAAGCUGGCAUACUAUAAUUUGCAACGAGGAGGUUCCUGGUCUCCAGUUCAUGGCAGAGACCCUCUUGCCUGUGUUACUCUGCAGCACAGCUGCCCUCUGAUGGAGAGUAGAGCACCUGCCUGGCUGCAACCAGAGGGGGCAUCCAGAUGGAAGACAGACUAAGGAAUAGAAAGACGUGGGUAGCAUAAAGGGGCAGAGGAAGGAAGGAUCUGGGAAAAGGGAGAGACAAGGCAGAUGACAGAAGAGAAGUUGAUCCUAUUUGGAAUUCAGAGCACUCCUGAAAGUGCAGAUUGAAAUGUCCCCAGAGCGAAGAGGCCAGUGAGUGUGCAACUCGAUGGAUGCGACAUCCCUGAGGACCAAUCCUUGGACCAACAAGGCUCUUCUCCACCCCUGCCAAGAUGCGACAUCAUUCAGAAGGGGUUUCCUAGGAGGAGGAGAAAAUAACUUGAAGAAGCUGUCAACGGUUUCUAUCAUGAAACUGUCAAACCAGGGAGAAGAAAGGCCCUGUGGAGUCAUCUAGUUUCUAGAGGGGGCGCCCAGGGCAGCUGCUGUAGGGAGGGAACAAAUGGGAAAGGAGGCCAGCUGGAGUGGGAUUCCUGUUUGGAGCAUGAAGGCGAGGGAGGAGUUCUCCCUCCACCCAGGUUCACCAGCCCCUCCUGUCCUUUUGGGAUAUUGAUCCCUCAAUAGCCCCCUCUUCCCCUUGCCGUUUUCCUUGAUGGUUUUUUUUUGUUUUGUUUUGUUUUAUUGCUCUCGCCUUACAAGAAAGAGGAGAAAACUUACUUAGCUCUUCAAGAAAUUGCCCUGAAAACAAAGAGAAACAGGUGAUGAGUGGAUGAUCCUCCCUGUGGACUUUGCAGUCAUGCCCCACCCCACCCCCCUUUCUACUAAGGGACCCCACAGAUCUCAGUAAGUGGCUCUCUUCAUGGAUUCUCUGAGGAGCCUGGAGCUGGCCACGGGGACAGAGCAGGAAGGAAAUUCCAGCUCUGAAUCUUGAGCCCUGGUUCCAUCCACCCUCUUUAGGUUUCCCGUUCAGGGCUGGCUUGAUCCCCUGCUGCUCAGCGGUCCCCUUUGCUGCCCCAGCACUGCACCUGCUAGUCUGCGGUGUAGCCAGUUGUAGCAGAUGAUCAAGGCCACCAGGGGUCCGAGGACCGGCACGAUUACAAACAGGGUUAUCUUCCAGCAGGGCACCCUCAGGAAGUGGGCAUCUGAAUCGUUUGCCGCAGAACAAACAGGAUUAACGUGUGUUCCCCCUCGUGGCCCACCCAGCCCUCUCCGUUUAUUAUUGGGUUUCUUUUGGGUGGGGGUGGGGUUCUUCACCUGGCUUCCAAAAGAGUUUGAAUAGAAUCCCAGGAGUUCAUGAAUUUGGAUGAGAAAGGCACUACAUUUUUAUUGUCACUAACUUCAAACUGAAUUUAGCAUUCUUUUCCACUAAAAAUGUAGGUAGCAAACCAGUUAUCGGCAGUAUCUGUGAUUUUAUCACUGAUGGAAACUACAUUCCCAUCAGAG